Molecule: messenger RNA, 4264 nt
Organism: Mangifera indica (mango)
Lineage: Eukaryota; Viridiplantae; Streptophyta; Magnoliopsida; Sapindales; Anacardiaceae
Exons: 7
Coding region: 289-3975 (1228 amino acids)
Source: RefSeq, a predicted model, not a curated record
UUGAUUAAUGAACGUAACUCAGCUCAAUAAUAGAUAAUAGUUAUCCUCUCAAACUCGCAGACAAAUUUCUCAAUUUCUCACUUUCUUCUGCAUCUCCAGAUUGCAUGCAUGCUUUACAUAUGUCUGUUUCCUACUAACCCUUUGCCAUUUUCUCCAUUUUUUAAUCAUACCCAUCUCCCAAAACCCCUCAAAACUCUGCUUCUUUCAAAAGGGUUUCUGUUUACUUGAUCAAAAACUGAGCUUUGAUACAAGACCCAGAAGAAGAAGAAGAAGAAUCUUACUUUUGUUAUGGCACAGCAGAAGAUGCAUUGUGCUGUUCAAAGAACCUAUAUUGAUAAUCAAAAAGUUAUUGAUGGAGGAAAGUGUUACUCAUUUAGGAAGUCUUUAGAACACGAUAAUUACAGAGCAUCUUCAGAGGAUUGUGAAAUUGCUUCUCUCAAAGCAAGAAACUCUGGUAACAGGUGUUCUGUCCUGACAUUCUUUACUCCUGAAUCUGUUGGACUCUGGAGAAUUGUUGCACAAACACCAGAAUGUCUUGAUCAUGUGAAGGCGUUUGGAUCUGGGUCUGAAGUGAAUAUGGAUGGUCUGCAUCUAGUUACCCCAUCACCUAUUAAUUCACUCAAAGUUGACCAACGAAAGCCACAAAAAGGGCCUCUGCAUGAUGUUACUUAUUUUGUCAAGUCAUUUCCAGCAAGAAGCUUUCCUGGAUCAGAUGGGGGACAUCAAUCUCAAAGCAGGACAUUCACCAAUAAAGCUACUAGAUUGAAUGAAUUUUCUAGUAAUCCAUGUUCUCAAGGUUCUAUCUCUUGCAGAUCAUCCUCUGCCUUCAUCCCCCAAAGGUCUAGUUGUUUGAAAUCAUCUGACUUAUUUUGUGAAAAAUCCAAAGUAGACAAGGCUAUAAAGAGAAAUUUGAGCAAGAAGACAAGAAAGAAGGGAAAACAGAAGAAGAAGUUCUCACGUGAUUCUGUCUCUACUGAACUAAAAGUUUCCCCUGAGGAUUAUGAUGGUGGUACUUCGGUCUCAAAAACCUGUAGUAACAAUGAUAUGGAUCAUGGUGACAGACUAGUAUCAUGUGCAACUUCACAAGAAGAUUCAUUAUCAGAUAGUAGAGUUAAUGUGAUAGACAUAGAUAACAAUAAUGGCAUCAGGAAUCCUUCUGAAUCCCCAAAGACAUGCACAUCCUACUUUGAUGAAAUAGAUAUGUCAGAAGCUAAGGCACCUUCUUCAGUUCAGAAUUUUCAUGGCGGAUGUCAUGUAAUUGAUUCUGAAAUCAGCAUUCACAUGGAAGACCAAGGAUUUCCCAUUCUUGGUGGAGUAGAAGAAUCAAAUCAUCAACAGAUCAGCCAUUAUGGUGGAAUACAUUCAAAUGGAUUACCUCAUAUGUGUGACUCCCGAGUUUUGGAUUCAACUUCUGUUGGUUCAAACAGUGAUAUCAGCAGUAUUACUAGCUGCAACACUAAACCAUGUGAUAAGGAAAGCAACGAAAAUGGUCUUUCAGAUCCACCAGAGUAUGGUUCCAGAGAGGCAUGUUUCUCUUGUCCAAACUCAUUGAAUGGUGUUGUAGACUUCUAUGACUACACUGAAGGGUCAAGAAUUGGCAAUCAGAAUUUUAGAAGCAGUGACAUGCAAGCGGUUGCACCAGGCAAGAAGAGUAAGCAAGCUAAAAUGGUGCUGAGGGGUUCAAGUGCCUAUAAACUUGGAAGUGCUGGUAAAUCGCAUGGUUGUGUUGGGAAGGAAAACAGCCAUCGAGUGUGGCAGAAGGUUCAGAAGAAUAAAAUGAGUGAAUGUUGCCCUGAUUUUAAGAAAGUAAAUCCUGUGGGCUCAGAGACUCUCAAAGAGGCUUCUUUGGUUAGAAAAAACCCUAACGUUGCUAAGGUAGAUAUGUCAUCAAAAACGGAGGACAAAAAGCAUUUAAAACGUAAGGUUUUAAGGAAGCAGAAAAGAAAAACUUGUCCAGGUUCAAAGCAAGAAUACAACUCUUAUUCCCCUAGGGCCUCUCAUCACAGCAAGGCAAGUUCAAAUGCUCACCCAAAGAUUUCUACUCAACCGAAUGAAAUAUUAGAUAUCUCCACACAGGUGAGUUACCAAAAAAGAUUGGGAAGUGUUCUGAGAUCUCAUCCUCAGAUUGGUUGUCAAGAGGUUGGGUUCCAGAACAGCAGAGUCAAAUCGUUGAAAUCCGAAUCAUUGCAAAAAUCACAUGAUUGUCCAGAAAUUUUGGGGUCACCUAAAAGUUUUUGCAAUACUGUUUCUGGAAUAAAGGAAAUAAAUCAAGAUAACUUACUGGCAAGAUCCUGCUGUUUGGAAAAAUUGAAUAUGUUUGAGGGGCAGUCUCAAGUUUACCUUCCUCAUCUUAUAGUUAAUGAGGCUGCUAAAGAGGAAAAGGAUAUUUCUCUUGCUGAAUACAGCAAGCAAAAUCAUUGUUCUGGGUCUCUUUUGCAGAAAUGGGUACCCAUUGGGACCAAGAAUCCUCAGAGUACGACCUCUACAAGAUGUGACAGUGUAUCAUCAGGGCAUUCUGAUGGGCAAGGUGUUGAGGACUGGAUUUUGAGAAGCAAUGUCAAUGAGAAAGUUUGUACCAAAUCUCAAAAUCCUGUUUGUUUGUUGGACGUUGAGAGGAUGAGCACAGGCUUGGUUUCUGAAAGUACUUCUCAGGAGGAUGAAAACUAUUCUCCAAAUUUGACGGAUACAAGUGCCGACAUAUUCAAGGAAAAAAAUAGCAAGCAUGUUGCAGCCAAUUGCUUGACUAUUGAAUCUAAAGAUCAAAACUUUUCUGCAGUUGAAACUGAUUUAGAGAAGAUUUUACUAGCAGUGAAUCAUGCCUGUAGGAUGCUGUUUGCAUCUGAAGCUGUUCAGAUGGCCACUGGUUCUCCAAUUGCAGAGUUUGAAAGACUUCUCCACUCCUCCUCCCCAGUCAUUUAUCAUUCACCAAAUAUAAUAAGCUGUAAUAAGUGCUCACAGGACCAGGUUGUUGGGGCAUCUUUGUGCAGACACGAGGCGCCUAAUAUCUUAUUGGGAAGCCUGUGGAAGUGGUACGAAAAACAUGGGAGCUACGGGUUAGAAAUAAGGGCAGAGGAUUAUGAACAGUCUAAUAGAUUGGGUGUUGAUCGGUUCUCAUUUCGUGCCUAUUUUGUUCCCUUUUUGUCAGCAGUUCAGCUGUUUAGGAAUGGUAAAGGUCAUCCCACAAAGGAUAGUAACGAUCUUCCUACUCCUGGGAAUUUGGUGGCAGUUGAGACUGGUGAAACAUCACAAAGCUCCUGUAACAUUGGUCAUCUAACAAUAUAUUCACUGUUAGUUCCUCAGCCUCGUACUUCUGAUACAAGCGUUUUGCCACCUGAGAAAGAGGAGCAUAAAUCAGAGUGGUCUCCAGUUUCGUCUAAAGAGAAGUUGUCUGUUCGAUCAGCUGACAUGACAUGCUCCAAUGAUCCGGAGCUACUUUUUGAAUAUUUUGAAUCUGAACAACCUCGACAAAGACAACCAUUUUAUGAAAAAAUUCAAGAGCUGGCCAGUGGUGAUGGGCCUUCACAGUGGGAAGCAUACGGAGAUCCAACUAGUUUGAACUCCAUAAAUCUACAGGAUCUGCAUCCUACAUCCUGGUACUCAGUGGCAUGGUAUCCUAUCUAUAGGAUUCCAGAUGCCAAUUUUCGUGCAGCAUUUUUAACUUACCAUUCACUUGGUCAUAUGAUUCGUAGAAGUACAAAAGUCAAUUCUGCUGAUGUACAUAGUAUUGUCUCUCCGGCGGUGGGUCUCCAAAGUUAUAAUGCUCAGAGUGAAUGCUGGUUCCAGCUGAAGCACCCGACUAUGAACCAGGCCGCAGAAAACUCUGGGUUAAACCCUUCCAGGAUUCUAAAGGACCGGUUGAGCACACUCGAGGAGACAGCAUGUCGUAUGUCAAGAGCUGUUGUCAAUAAAGGAAAUCAAACCUCUGUAAAUAGGCAUCCCGACUAUGAGUUCUUCCGCUCAAGACAGCAUAGAUAGACUUCCUCAAUUUCUAUAGUCGAUCUAUGAAGUAGCAUCAAUGUUACAGUAAUAUCCAGAUUAGAAGCUAGCUAAGCUAACCUCUGUUAGGAAAGCUGAAUUGGGUGAUCUUGUUCCUUCCAUAUUUUUUACCUUUUUCUUCGAACUUUGGAACUUUGGCUCCAUUUGUGUAUGUUUUAGCUUUAAAACUGUGUAAAUGGUGUGUAGUGAAGAUACUGAUUUUACACUCUUUUUGAUGCUGUAAAUAUCUGUGUUCAUUUCUGUUGAAAAUUUUAUAAUUUUAGAGUCA